Molecule: messenger RNA, 3246 nt
Organism: Chrysochloris asiatica (Cape golden mole)
Lineage: Eukaryota; Metazoa; Chordata; Mammalia; Afrosoricida; Chrysochloridae
Gene: USP53
Product: ubiquitin specific peptidase 53
Exons: 15
Biological process (GO): protein deubiquitination; response to auditory stimulus; sensory perception of sound
Cellular component (GO): cell-cell junction
Molecular function (GO): cysteine-type deubiquitinase activity
Source: RefSeq, a predicted model, not a curated record
AUGGCAUGGGUAAAAUUCUUACGGAAACCUGGUAGCAAUCUUGGAAAAGUUUACCAACCUGGAAGUAUGCUAUCUCUAGCCCCUACCAAAGGUUUAUUAAAUGAACCAGGACAAAACAGCUGCUUUCUUAAUAGUGCUGUACAGGUUUUAUGGCAACUGGACAUAUUCCGACGAAGCUUGCGGAUUUUAACUGGACAUGUCUGUCAGGGAGAUGCCUGCAUAUUUUGUGCACUGAAGACAAUAUUUGCACAGUUUCAACACAGUCGAGAAAAAGCACUUCCUUCAGAUAACAUAAGGCAUGCUCUGGCAGAGAGCUUCAAAGAUGAGCAACGAUUUCAGCUUGGACUUAUGGAUGAUGCUGCAGAGUGCUUUGAAAAUAUAUUGGAAAGAAUUCAUUUUCACAUAGUGCCAAGCAGAGAUGCAGACAUGUGUACUUCUAAGUCGUGCAUCACUCACCAGAAGUUUGCAAUGACCCUCUAUGAACAGUGCGUGUGUCGUAGCUGUGGAGCAUCAUCAGAUCCUCUUCCUUUUACAGAGUUUGUGCGGUACAUUUCUACAACAGCUCUAUGUAAUGAAUUUGAAAAAAUGAUGGAAAGACAUGAACGCUUUAAGCCUGAAAUGUUUGCAGAAUUGCUGCAAGCAGCAAAUACCACUGAUGACUUUAGAAAAUGUCCUAGUAACUGUGGUCAAAAAAUAAAAAUUCGUCGUGUUUUAAUGAAUUGCCCAGAGAUUGUUACAAUUGGAUUAGUCUGGGAUUCUGAGCAUUCUGACUUGACUGAAGAUGUUGUUCGGAAUUUGGGGACACAUCUUUAUCUUCCUGGGCUUUUUUAUAGGGUUACUGAUGAAAAUGCCAGAAAUAGUGAACUUCACCUUGUUGGUAUAAUCUGCUACUCCAGCCAACAUUAUUGUGCCUUUGCUUUUCAUACCAAGAGUUCCAAAUGGGUAUUUUUUGAUGAUGCAAAUGUGAAAGAGGUUGGGACUAAAUGGAAGGAUGUGGUCUCCAAGUGCAUACGAUGCCACUUCCAGCCACUGCUUUUGUUUUAUGCAAACCCAGAUGGCACUGCAGUGUCUACUGAAGAUGCACUCAGGCAGAUCAUCCAUUGGUCACAUUACAAAUCUGUUGCAGAAAAUAUGGGAUGUGAAAAACUCUCAGGUUUUAAGUCAGAUAAUUCAAGAGAAAGUGGAGUUAGUGAUCAAGUAAAGCAGAGAGAAAAUCAGAAAUUUCUGACAGAUAAUAUUUCAUCAUUUAAUUGGAGCCACAUUCAAACAAGUGGAGGUAGAGGACCAGUUAAGCUAAGUCACAGUGACCAACGGGAAAAAAUAAGAGAUAUUUCCAGAGAAUGUGCACUGAAAGCCAUUGAACAUAAAAAUUCAUUUUCCUCACAAAGAAACGAUUUGGAAAGGGGGCAAAGAAAAGAUUUGGGCCGACAUAGAGAUUUGGUUGAUGAGGACCUUUCUUAUUUCAAGUCUGGAUCACCUCCUGCUCCAAAUGGUUUUAGACAAUAUGGGAAUGCACAUCUCUAUCAUAGUCAAGGGAAAGGACCACGUAAACAUGACCAGAUAACCCAUCAGAGUCGAACGUCUGCACAAAUGCUAAAUUCAAGUAAAUCUCAGAUUCUCCGUCCAGGAGAAAAAAUAACUGGCAAAGUUAAGAGCGACAGUGGUACUGGAUAUGAUACAGACAGCAGCCAAGAUUCUAGAGCUAAAGGAAACAGCUGUAAUAGCAACAGUAAAAGCCGGAACCGAAGUUGGAAACCUAUGAGAGAAACAUUAAAUGUUGAUAGCAUUUUCAGUGAAAGUGAAAAAAGGCAGCAUAGUCCAAGACAUAAAUCAAGUAUCAACAACAAACCUAAAUGUAGCAAAGACCAGAAUUUUCACAAUUGGCCAAAAGAGAAUCCAAAGCAAAAAGGUUUAAUGACCAUAUAUGAAGAUGAAGUAAAACAAGAAAUAGGAAGCAGGAGUUCCCUUGAAUCUAAUGAAAAAGGAACAGAGAAAAAUAAGGGCCUCAGAGAGACUAAAGUUCAUGGUGACAGUUGGCAGAUGCAAAGGACUGAAUCUGGAUAUGAAAGCAGUGAUCAUCUCAGUAAUGGAUCAGCUAACUUGGAUUCCCCUGUUAUUGAUGGAAAUGGUACAGUAAUGGAUAUGAAUGGUGUUAAAGAAGCAUUAUCCUUCAGUGAUCAGAUUAAUUCAAGCAACUGUAUCUCUCAUCAGAGCAAAAUCAACUUGGAAGGUUUGAGAAAAGAACUUAAGAAUGUGGAAGUAGGCUUUACCUCUCAUGAGUUCCUCACAGAAGCACAUCUGCAAAUAAAUCCUUUAAUAAAAAGGUCACAUACACAUGAAAACAGUGGAAAGUUAAUCCCUGCAUCCAGUCCACAUAUACGCAAGGACCACUUAGCAAGAGAGCAUAUCCAUCAGUCAAGUGAACAGAAGCAUGAAAAAUCAAAUGAAUAUAAAUUUUCUGAGUGGCUUAAUAUGGAAACUUCUGAGAGAACAGGUUUGCCUUUUCAUGUUGGUGACAAUUCUGCCUCUGGAAAGAAAAUGAACAAUAAUGAAAUUAUUUCAUCUCCAUUGCAGUCGUCAAACAUGAGAGCUGUUGGGUUAAAGCCAGAAGCUGCUUCCACCAGCCAACAGCAAAAUAUGAUGGAACAAUGUUACUCUGAGAACUCAUUAUCCAGGGAGCAUAUAAUUCAGUCAGUCUGCAGAUCUGAUAGUUGUCAGUUGCCAAAACUUGUUUGCCAGAAUAUACCACCCCCUUUGCCGCCAAAGAAAUACACUGUAUCUAGUGUGCCACAGUCAGAUAAAACGGAAUCCAUACCUGAUGUCAAACUUACAGAGAUGUUUAAAGCUAACUCUCUGAGUCUUCCAAAAAACAGUGUAAAUACAGCUUCAGAACAAGGUUUAGAAGUGAGUACAUACAUGAAUAAUGAAAGACUUAAGGAAGCAUUUCAAGUGAAAGAGUGUGUUGGCAACACACCAGACUGCCUGUCCAACUCUCCAACUAAUGAUUUUCAGGCAGUCUCAGAUGCAGUUGGUGAUGCAUUUUGCCAACCAGAACUAGAGUCUAGUUCUAUGUGUCCAAGUGAGAAAAUUUCAUUAACUACCUAUUUUUCAGUUGAUAGUUGUAUGACUGAUACAUAUAGACUGAAAUACCAUCAGAGACCCAAGCUCUGUUUUCCAUAGAGCAGUAACUUUUUAAAUGAUAAUUCACAAUUUCAGACUGAAAGAGGCCUGGGACCUGUUACAUAA